Messenger RNA from Anopheles stephensi (Asian malaria mosquito), 9434 nucleotides. RefSeq names its product probable Rho GTPase-activating protein CG5521. Gene Ontology annotation, cellular component: nucleus; cytoplasm. Gene Ontology annotation, biological process: regulation of small GTPase mediated signal transduction; positive regulation of GTPase activity. The transcript is spliced from 7 exons. Bases 457 to 7245 code for a protein of 2262 amino acids. Gene Ontology annotation, molecular function: GTPase activator activity. The record is from RefSeq and is a predicted model, not a curated record. Lineage: Eukaryota; Metazoa; Arthropoda; Insecta; Diptera; Culicidae.
GAUGUAGCCAAGAGAAACGAAACACACAAAUUUUUGGAAAAGCAGCACGGCCGCAACAACGUAGCUCCCGUACGUGCGUGUGUCGUGUACGUCGUGAAUUCGUGUUUUCAGAUGUUUUAUCCUAGUUUAGUUUCACGUUAUUGCUAGCCAUGUGCCGUGCGUGAAGCAACCCACCCGCAAUGCAUAAAGUGUAAAACAAUCCAGAAUCAUUGCUGCAGCUGUUGGCCGUGUCCCGUUUUUCCAUCACGAUGGAGCAUUUGUUUUUGUUUUCUCGGUCGCCCUACUAGCAGGAAUUGAGUGCUGAUGUGCUAAUCGCUGCCCUGGUUGGUGUAUUAUUGUGCGUAGUGCGUACUGUUUGUGUGUGUGUGUGCGCGCGUAUAGUGUGACGAUCGUGCUCUCGUUUUCGUCGGAUCUUGUUUGUUUGCCAUCGAGUUUAAAUGGUGUAGCAAGUUCGACAUGUUCACCAAAAAGGCCAAUAUCGAUUUGAAAAAGUCGACCCAAAAAAUUCAAGACAGCAAGAAAGAUUCCGCUGCCCGUCUACGGCAUCUGAAGACUAUACUGGAGCAUGUGGACAGCGAUGAGGCAAAAAAUCUGUUCGAAGCUAACUACAGUCACGUCUACUACAUCCUUUACGACACGUUUGUACAGGCCGAGGCGAACCUGAAGCAGCGCGAACUAUCCUUUCACAUCGUACACAAAACUCAUCGCGAAGAGUUGGACGGAUCGCUGUGGCUGCUAAGUAAAAUACUAUGCCUUCUCCCGGAGCUGGUACAGCGACGCUGGCAGUGCCAUUCGCUUGGGCGCAUCCUUGCGAAGCUGUUGCACUACGGCAACAGCGUAAAGCUACGACGCGAGGGUGUGAAGUACUUUCUCCUCUGGUAUCAAGCGCUUGGCGACAAUGCACCACCCUUCGUGCAUGGAAUGUUCACCGAGCUGGUGCCCGGACUGUCGGUACCGCAGCGUGGCAAAAAUGCACCGACCGGUCCCAUGCCGUCCGACAGCGAAUUCAUCGCCACCGACCUUCUGAACCACCCGAACCUGAAAGGGGAGCUCGGUGGUUCAGUGUUUCACGACACAACCGCCACACAUCCGGUGAAGUCGCCCGAAAUUCAACCACUCAUACCACCAAGCUCAAGCGAACGGACGGCCGCGCCCGAUCCGCGAGACGGUCUGGAAAUUCUACUCGACUGUAUGGUACAAUCGUGCGGAUGUUUGAAAUGGCGCGACAACAGUCCCCAGCGGCACAUUCGAACGUUCAACUUUCUGCUGACAAAGUUCCGCGAACAGUACCUGCCGGUGUUCUGCCCCUCGUUUGACUACAGUACGUCGGUGUAUGAACCGAAGCUAGAUCUGCCCGUUAUCCGGAGCGUUUCGAAGCGCGAGGAGGUGAUGAGCUCGUGCGUGGUGGUGCUCAUCAUCUGGAUCGCGAAAUACACGCACGAGCGGCAUGUAAACAGCAAGCUAGAGCAGAUCCUUUCCAUCGAGGACGAACCAUGCGCGGGUUCUGGAGCGGGAUCGUUGGAUAAUGCCAGCCUGCUGUCUAAUCUGCGUCACAUGGGCUACACCCAAACGCAGCUAGUGCGUGACGUACUGUACUCGAGCCGCGAGACGGUGAAUUUUGUGCACGAAAUCUACCGACAGGCAUUUCUAAUGGCAUUCACCUCCAAGUCGCAGAUAGAGGCGAUGCGCAUCGCCAUCUCCGUGUAUCGUGACUGGAUGAGCAGUAUACCACCGCCCCCGUUUUUGCUGGAGCCGGAUCUGGAAGCUCUACCGGUUGGAGGAGGAGGAGGAGGAGGAGGAGGAUCGCCCGGUGGUACGGUACCGGCAAUGGACACAAUCUCUCCGACUGCAACCAACAAUCGCCCGGGUAGCCAAAGAUUACGCACCGACUCAUACCUUGGCGCCAUGAUGAUGACGAAGGAGAACGGGUCCAUUCGCGCUGGGCUGCAGAAUGUGCUGCAAGUGUUUGUGACGAAUGCAGUGAACGUAUUUAUGGUCAAUACGGCUCAUUUGAACUUACACUUUCAAUCAAAAACCAAUGCGGACGGGUACGCAACGCCGCUAGAUGAGCAGACGGACAUAUGCAAGCGGGUGCUCAACAUUUAUCGCACGAUGGUGAUGAAAACUCGUAUGGAAGCGAAAACGUGGGAGCAACUGCUGUUGGUACUGCUACAGGUUACGUCCGUGAUUCUGCAGAACUCACCACCCAACGCGAAGAAGAACAAUCUCGGCGGACGAUUGGCCCAGCCCAUCUUUCAAACGCUCAUCGUCACGUGGAUCCGAGCGCACACGAAUGUGCCCGUCAAUGCCGGCCUGUGGGACCGUUUCCUGAAAGUACUGUCGUCCCUAACGCAUCGAGAGGAACUGAUAGUGGAGUGGGAUAAGACGAUGCAGACGCUUACGCGCGUGCUGGCACGGCAGGUGUACAACAUCAAUCUUUCCGACCUACCGCUGGACCGGUUGGCAGAGCAAAAGGGGAAACGAAAGCGUGGCACACCGUCCAAUUGGACGGCCAGCGAGAGUGGCCGCUCCGUGAUGGCAAGGGAUGGAAGCGGGGGCGGUGGAGCGAACAAUGCCGACCGACAAGGUGCCACAGGCAUGCAUGAUAUCACAUUUACGAACGGAAGUAAUGUGGUCGCUUCUAUGCCGUCCGAUGGCGGAACUUCGAUGCGUGGAAGUGUGAAUGGCGGCCCGAAUGGUCAGAAUCGAUCCGGCUUUGAUGAUGAGCGAUUGCUUAACGGCGGUGGUACUAUGACGACGACGGCCGCAUCAGGCAGUACAUCAACCGCAGGAGGAAUGCGUAUCACAAACACGAGAAGCAUCCCAGGUACACCGUCACUAAAUCGAAGCUACAGCGAGGGAAGUCUGCUGUCUGCUCCGUUCCGUAAAUCACGCGCUCGUCGCCGCUUGCGCAUUGCCGGGCUUGGCUUGACGAUGGGGAGCAGCAGUGCACGCGAGCAAAAUUCGGCAGCAGAACAGCAUCAUCAUCAUCAUCACGCCGGUGACCAUUCCUUUUCUCGGCUGCUUUCCAACACAUCCACAUUCCUGAGUAUUAGCAGCGAGAAUCUAGAGAUGGCCUCUUUCUCCGAAUGCACCGAAGUACCGCUCGGCGGCGAAGUUCCGGGAGGGACGGGUGGGGCGGGUGUUUUGCGACGUGCCGUAUCAUUGGAUUCGGUCCGACCGCCUGGUGGUGGUGGCCCGGGCAAGAAAGAUCAUUCGGACGAUGACGGCUAUCAUCGACAUCAUCGUAUUGGGGCGAGCUGUGAAGCGGGUGGAUCCCGCAGUCCGUCGCCAACGGCAUCGAGCGGUAUUGAGAGUGGCUCUAUCAAAGACUCUCCCAUGCAGAUAGCCGACGCGCUUACGGCCGAUAGUUCCAGCAUCGAUACGCAGGAUGAUCCGCAAUCGUUCGGCGGUUCAUCUUCGUCGAUGGCAACGACGGCCGAUCGUCGUUCGAUUUUGGCUGGUGGAACGGCCAAAGGCUGGCUACCGGAUGUGGCGGCGGUGAUGUGGCGUCGCAUGCUCGGUGCACUUGGGGACGUGAACAAGAUUCUGAAUCCGAAGCUGCACGCCCAGGUGUAUCAGUAUUUGGUGAGCAUGACGGAAAGUUUGAUUAAGAUCCGCAUGAACCAAGGCAUUUCACUCGAUGGAAGUGGACAUUCGUCAUCUUCGGCGGUGGCACCGGCCAGCACGAAUCUUGUGCCGCCUGUUGCGCUGGUGGCACCAUGGUGUUACGGUGCGCUUGCCCUAGACGCCCAGUACGCGCAGGGCAAACUGUACGCCAUGCAGCUUCUGUGCACGAUCGUACAGAGUGGUGCCAGCUUGGGGAACCAUCAGCUGCCACUGUUCUAUCAUGCGCUGCAUCAAGCCCUGACCGGGGAGGAUCGUGCAAUGGCCUACACUGCGCUGCGUUAUCUAGGUGGGCCGCGAUUUCUUAGUCUGCUGCUGCCGGGUCACACGCUACUGCUGCUCGAUCUGGUCCAUGCAGCAACCGUUGUGCUCACUUCCUCCGAAACCGGUCCACACGCUCCCCGCGCACAGGUGGCCGGACUUCUUGGAUCUUUGCUUUGCUUUCCCCGAACAUCCCUCCCCGGACCGGUUCUACAGCCGUCCGAACCGCACAUCGAUCUGAUGGAGUGUCCCGAUCUGCAAGAGCAUGUGCUUAACGUUGUGCUGCGUUGUGCUCGCCGUGAACCGACCGCUAAAGCGCGCUGCAUUGCAAUCGCCUCCCUAGGGCAGUGGAUCCUGCAGAACCUUACCAAUCCUAACGCGCAGCAAGGCGCUGACGGUGAGGCCGCUUUCAAACAAAAAGUACCCCAUCAUAGCAGCGAAUCCGGUACCCGUCGUGAGUCCGUAACGAACAACGUUAAUCCACGGAUUCGCGAAGCGUUCCAGGUUAUCCUGCAGGCACUACAGUUUAGGCACCACACGAUCGCACGGCUGGCAUCGGAAACGUUGAAGCUUUGCGCCGAACAGGGUGCGCGGAUCGAGCAGAUCGAGCGUUUGCCGCAGCUCAUCAUCGACACGGUGUGUCUGUCGCUCGAUAUCCACAACGUGCCGCAUCCGAAGGAAUCGGACAAAACGGUACUAACUUCGCUUCUGCUGACACUGGGCGAGCUGUGCAUGUCCUUCUCGGUUCGCACGCUGCAACAACCAAAGCAUCACGAUUCGUCGGAACCGCUCAUACUGAUCGUGUUUCGCAUUCUCUACAAAAUAGCCACCGGUUUGCAGAAUGGCGAGCGUAUUAAGCUGUUCACGACGGACGAAGAUUUCGAUUCGACCAUCGUGGUGGACGAUGUGCGCGAGAGCGGUUCUGGGGACGCUGGAGCUUAUCAAACUUCCGAAUCGAUCGCCAGCUGCCAGUCGGCGAUUCGGCUGUGCGCGAAAACAGUCGCCAUGCAUCUGAUCACCAAUCUUGGCCACUUCCCGAUGGGGAUCGGAGCGACGCGGCUCAGUUCGUUGGUCGAUGAGCAGGAUGAUUUGAUGCCGGGCUCGGUCGUCUCGGCCCCGGUUCAUCCUGCUGCUCCCGGCGGGUCUAGUGGUGGUGCAGGCCCGCCCGUUGCAACGCUUCAGCGAGAAAAUUCCAUUGCCGGAGCACGGGUCGAUGCGAUGGAGCAGGUGCUGGCUUCGCCGAAUCUGCAGCUCCUGAUGCUGAGUCCGGAGCUGGUGGCCAGCUUUAUCGAGCUACCGGCCCUAAAGCUUCCGGGAGGGGGAGCUACUGCCGGGCUACUUACCGCCAACCGACAGGUGCGUUUGCUGCUGCGUGAUUUGAACGGGAAAGCGUGCUGGGAUGCUUCGAUACUGUAUCAGGAGCCGUCGUUAUCGGCUCCCUCCUCGGUACCGGUCGAUUACGAACGAAAUGCAACAUUCCAAAGCUCGGCGCCGGUUUCGCGGCACUAUGCCUAUUCAACGUUACCCACUGCCGGUUCUGGCCAGUUGACCGGAAGCAAUAGUGUUGGGGCAAGACAUUUUGCUAGUGGAAGCACCUCGAUCGAUCCACUGAUGUCCACCGCUAUUGGGUUGCCGAUUUCGCACGGUCCACGACACACUCUGCGCCAUCGACCGGUACAUCAGCUGCCCGUUGCAAAGGAUUUGGCGCCCGAUUUGGACCAGCUAGACGAUCUGCUGCAAUACAUCGGUUACACAAGCCCGGAAUGUUUGGACAGUUCGGAAGUACCGUUGAACACGGCUGGACCCAGCCCGCUCGGAGCCGGUCUCGAAGGUCAGACUAUUUCGAUCAUUCUGAACCAACGUACGAUCGAGGCGGAAGCAGUAGCACGUCAAAAUGCCGUAACAAAUGGGCCACUGAAUGUGCUCGAACGGUCGCUUACGAGUGGAACAUCAUCGUUCCCAACACUUGUCGCUAGCAGUGGGUACGGCAGUUACUCACCCGGCCACUCGUAUGCGGAUGAAUCCGGAACGAGCACGUUAACGCGAGCUGCCAACAAUUCGACGCAAACCGCGCACCAACCACAGUUCGAUCGUCCAGAGGCUGGCACGAAACCGUUCCAGCUCGGACGCAUUCUGUUCAACCAGCUCGGUCUCGCCGGUUGGGAAAGGCGCAAGCGAACCCAUCUGCUCCAGCGCACCGAUAAGCUGUUGCGCGAGUUGCGCAAUCUCGAUAAUCAAAAGUGCCGCGAAACGCACAAGAUGGCUGUGAUUUACGUGGCCAACGGGCAGGAAGACAAGGGCAGCAUACUGCGCAACGGGUGCGGCAGCAGCACGUACGAAAUGUUCGUAUCCGCGCUCGGCUGGGAGGUGGAGCUUGAGUCGCACAACGGGUUUCUCGGCGGGUUGCCACGGCAGGGCUGCGGUCAAACGGCACCGUAUUACGCGACUCCAUUCCUGGAGGUGAUCUAUCACGUAUCGACCCGCAUGCCGUCCGAUACGCCCGAAGCGAUACUGAACAAAACCCGUCACCUGGGCAACGACGAGGUGCACAUCGUGUGGAGCGAGCACAAUCGGGACUAUCGGCGGGACAUACUGCCGACCGAGUUUUGCGACGUGCUGAUUGUGAUUUAUCCGCUCAAAAAUGGGCUGUUCCGUGUGACGGUGAACAAAAAGCCGGAAGUGCCGUGGUUUGGUCCGCUGUCGGACGAAAUGGUCGUUGGCGGUGCUUGUUUGGCUAGUUUGGUGCGCGCGUCGGCGAUCAACGCGAGUCGAGCGAAGCGCAGUUCGCUUCCACUGUACCAGCAGUAUUACGAAGAGCGCAACCGCUCCAUCGACACAGUGGCGUUACGCCACCGGGAAAACAGUACGUUCGAAGACUUUACAGCCCGUAUCUUCUGUCCGAUCGCGCAACAGAACAGCGGAGGUGCAGGUGGUGGCAGAAUGGGUGGACCUGGCGCCGGACCGGCAGGUUCGUCCAUCGCAUCCGGCACGAAUGCACCGGCCCCGCUGGCGGCCGCAUUACUCGACCAUCACAGUCGUGGACCGUCGAAAACCUGGAUACACCACCCGGAGAUGGUUGCUACGGCCCGUGAGGUGACACAGCAAACGCUUGCCUCCGGCUCGCUGGAUCAACCGUCCCCAAGGCCCCUGCGCAAACUGCACCAUCCGUUCAAGGCGGUACCCAAGGGCGGCAAAGCUAAUCAACACGGUAUCACUGCCGGUGGUGGUGGAUCGUCAGUUGUCUACGGUGCUGGUGUCCAGCCAAACCAUCCGAGCGGGAUCGCAGCUGCGGGUACCUCAGGUACGGGUACCACACCACCAGAAAGCCCAACACUACCGGGACGCAAGAUCAAAUGAGAUUGGUGGUAGCUUCGGGCUACCGCGUUCGAGCUGUCCUUACUGCAACCCUCCCCGACGCAUGAUUGUAGGGAAGGCAAGGCAGGGCCUACCACCACCCUCACUAUUCUGACCAGCAAUACCGCACGUACUAGUAGCCGUAACGGUAACGAUAGCAACAACACCGUUGGCAGCAAACAUGCUAACGAGCUAGAAGGACGUUUGUUACCUUCCGAUCUAGCCCCGCUCAUCGGCAGCAGUCAUCAAUACGAUGUGACGAUUGUGGCCAGAAUAACGGCCUGUUUUUGUGGCAAAUAACGACAACGGUAGUAGCAGCAGCGGCAAGAUGUUCAACAUCUUAGCGGGCAAGUGAUUCAGCGGUUAUAGAAAUCAUGUUACACAAGACAUUUCUCUAUUGUUGUUGCGGCACGCACACCAGUAUUUUGGUGCCCAGCAACGCAAUGCUGCACUCAGAAAAAAAACUAAUUAAUUCACAUCCCCCCUCCCCCCCUCCUCCAAUCCGAUGCGCACCUGGUAGCGCAGGGUUGGCAUUAAAAUUAGUUUAAGUGCAACAAAUUAUUAGCUUUAACAUGUGUAGGGCGUAGUUAGGGCACAAGCUAGCGGGCCCUCGCCGAAACCAGGCAGGAGGGUGUAGUGGCUGGACAAAGAUGGUUUGAUAGAGACGUAUACAAAAGAAGAAGAAAAAACAUUUAUAUAUUUAUUUAUUAACAUUAUAUUAACAAUGAAACAUAGAAGCUAGAGGGAUUCGGUUGUGCUGCAAAUGAAUGUGGAAAUUGGGAAAAGGAAAAACAAAAAGCGCGUGAGAAAAUUAAAAGCAGCAGAGAAAAGCGUGGGGAGAGAGAGAGAGAAAGAGAGAGACAGAACACUCAGAGAAUCGUCCAUUAUUGUUACUAUACCAUUGUGAGGUAUUACUUUGUUACUAUUUUAUUGCUAUUAUUAUAAUGCUGUAAUGAUUGUCUCUUUUUUUUACCAUCUUAGCUUUUGAUGCUUCACCUUUCUCUUGUUUUGUUUUGUUUAAACACAUUUUUACACUCCAUUUAACGUAUUGAGCUUUGUUACGCACGUCCCACGUUCCUAGGGUUAAGUUAAAGUAGGCAAAAGGAAACGAAUAUCGAAUAAUUAACUAAGGUAUACUGAUGGUUGCUUUGAGGCAUCUGUCUGGCAGGGCCUACUGGACUACUGGUUUGCAACACACACACACACAGUUAAUAUAGAUUCGGUAUCGAUCGGUUACGGGGAAAAUUCAAAAUCAAAAAUAGUUCCGUUUUUUUUUUGUUCAUGACAAACGACGCCGAGAGGCAGCUACAUAGAACGAGUGAGAGGGUUUGGUGCGCUAAAACAAUAACAUCCCGACACGUAUAUGAACCUGGGUAGAUAGAAGACAGUAUUUGUUCUUUUUUUAUCACAAUGUUGGCCUGAUCUGAAAACGUAACAGCAACUGCAUGCAUGUGAUUGAUUAUGGGUACUGACUCGAACGUUGCUGCGUAGUGCAACGCCUGCUGGGGGUGAAAAGGGAGCUAAACGUUUGAUAGAUAGGAAACUGAUAUUGCUGAGAGCUAGGAAAAAAGAGCGGGAAAAAAAUGCAACCAUGCAGGCAGCUACAUACCAGCAACGCAUUCGAAGCCGAAGCACACCAACAGAAGGAUGAUAAUUGCCGGGUGAUAAUUUGUUAACUUGUUGCGCUCGCGUGAUUGUGUCAGUAUUUCCAAUGGCACUAGAAGAACAAAACAAAACCCACGGUUCCACGGUAGUUUUACGGUGCAAAAAGCAAAAAGGCUGCUAUUUUUGUAUUUCAACAAAACAAAUCGGCGCUGUCGCAGGUGCGCUUAGAAAUCGCACUCGCACUAGGAAUUGUUGUACACCUAAAACGAGAAGGCAAAGCUUUACGCAAUAAUAUUCCAACCAUUUAUAGCAUCAUGCGCAUUAUGCAACCUUUACCUUUUCCCCACCCCCUUCCGAUUCUCGUCGUCGUUCGGCUCGUUCUGCAGCUUAUUAUAUAUACACACACCAAGCUAGCAAACUAAUUGGCAAAUUAGAUAGAGUUAAAUGAUGAUCGAGUUUUGCACAGCUCAACCAUACGCGCACCCCUUUGGGCUGCGUUAAAAAGAAAACACAGCCGAUACAUUUACACGUAAAACCAAACUUAAAAAGCUGAACAAUAAAAUGCGCAAACCAAAUCAAUAAGGCUG